AAACACCAAAAAAUUUAACCAUGGCCACAAGUUGUUCCUACAUGGUUUCUACCAAAUUAUCCAUAGCAGGUUGGACAGGAGGAAGAAGAAAAGAACUAAGAAAGAGAACACCAUUUUUGAUAUCAGCUCAACAACAAUCUGAUGUUAAAGAAUCAGAUAAUGUGAAGGUAGAAGACGAGAAUGAAAGACCACAAAAUCAACAAAUGAAUCCAAAAGGAACAAAACCAAGACCAGUUGAACCUCAGGUGAUUGUAAAAAACAAAGGCAUGAGUAGGGAAUAUGGAGGACAGUGGUUGAGCUGUGCUACAAGACAUGUUAGGAUCUAUGCAGCUUAUAUUGAUCCAGAAACAAGUACUUUUGAUCAAUCACAAAUGGAUAAACUCACUCUUAUUCUUGAUCCUACUAAUGAGUUUGUGUGGAAUCCAGAUACUUGUAACUUGGUUUAUUCUUAUUUUCAGGAGCUUGUGGAUCAUUACGAGGGUGCUCCAUUGAAUGAAUACACACUUCGGUUGAUUGGUUCAGACAUAGAGCAUUAUAUAAGAAAGUUGUUAUAUGAUGGAGUAAUCAAGUAUAAUAUGAAUGCAAGAGUUCUGAAUUUCAGCAUGGGAAAGCCACGGAUCAUGUUCAAUAACAAUGAUAUCCAACCUGAAGAUGCUGCUACUUCCACUUGAGAAAUCAUCUGUGUAACAUACAAUACCAUGAAAAGUGAGCAUAUAUAUCAUUGAUGUUUUUGUGUAUGGUCAGAUAUAUUACUACAAUUACUAGUUCUUUGAUUUGUAAAUUAUAAAAGUAGAAAUAAAAAUAUCUCGUCCAAGUCAGAUAUUUUUUUAUUA
Messenger RNA from Trifolium pratense (red clover), 833 nucleotides. RefSeq names its product NAD(P)H-quinone oxidoreductase subunit M, chloroplastic. Lineage: Eukaryota; Viridiplantae; Streptophyta; Magnoliopsida; Fabales; Fabaceae. The record is from RefSeq and is a predicted model, not a curated record. Gene Ontology annotation, molecular function: oxidoreductase activity, acting on NAD(P)H, quinone or similar compound as acceptor. Bases 21 to 671 code for a protein of 216 amino acids. The transcript has 2 exons.